Molecule: messenger RNA, 3735 nt
Organism: Anolis sagrei ordinatus
Lineage: Eukaryota; Metazoa; Chordata; Lepidosauria; Squamata; Anolidae
Gene: NPLOC4
Product: NPL4 homolog, ubiquitin recognition factor
Biological process (GO): ubiquitin-dependent protein catabolic process
Cellular component (GO): nucleus
Molecular function (GO): ubiquitin binding; ubiquitin protein ligase binding
Source: RefSeq, a predicted model, not a curated record
GCGGCUCGCGUUCCCGGGCAGGACCGGUGACGCGGCAGUCUUGGCGGCGCACGAGCGGCAGGCAGGCAGGGAGGGAGAGCGGAAGGCGGCGCCGGGGCCGGACGUGGGCCGGGAGCGGCGAUGGCGGAGACCAUUAUAAUCCGUGUCCAGUCCCCAGAAGGAGUGAAACGUAUUACAGCAACAAAACGGGAGACUGCAGCAACAUUUCUGAAAAAGGUUGCAAAAGAAUUUGGUUUCAGAAAUAAUGGAUUUUCGGUAUAUAUCAAUAGAAACAGGACUGGUGAGAUCACGUCAUCUCCCAAUAAAUCCCUCAAUUUAUUAAAAAUAAAGCAUGGAGAUAUGUUGUUUCUCUUUCCCUCAAAUCCACCCGGUUGUUCUUCUGAGAACAUGGAUGUCUCAAGUUCUCAAGGAGCACGCCAAAUAGGCGUUCCGCAGGUGGUAGAGGAUGAAAUUGACCAGUACCUAAUGAAACAAGAUGGAAGGAUUUACAGAAACAGAGACCAGCAACUUUGUCGACAUAGCCCAUUGGGCAAAUGUGUGCACUGUGUACCAUUAGAGCCUUUUGAUGAGGAUUAUUUAAACCAUCUGGAGCCUCCUGUGAAGCAUAUGUCAUUCCAUGCCUACAUCAGGAAACUGACCGGAGGCGCAGACAAAGGGAAGUUUGUUGCCCUUGAAAACAUUAGCUGCAAGAUUAAAUCUGGAUGUGAGGGGCAUCCCCCAUGGCCUGAGGGAAUUUGUACCAAGUGCCAGCCAAGUGCCAUCACACUCAAUAGACAGAAAUACAGGCAUGUGGAUAACAUCAUGUUUGAGAACCAUACCAUUGCAGAUCGUUUCUUGGACUUCUGGAGAAAAACAGGAAACCAGCAUUUUGGAUAUUUGUAUGGGAGGUAUACAGAGCACAAAGACAUCCCUUUGGCUAUCCGUGCUGAAGUUGCUGCCAUCUAUGAACCUCCCCAGAUUGGUACACAAAACACUCUGGAGCUCCUAGAAGACUCAAAAGCAGAGGUUGUAGAUGAAAUUGCUGCCAAGCUUGGCCUGAGAAAGGUUGGCUGGAUAUUCACAGAUCUGGUCUCAGAGGACACACGGAAAGGGACUGUCCGGUAUAGUCGGAAUAAGGACAGUUAUUUUCUAAGUGCAGAAGAGUGCAUCACAGCUGGGUAUUUUCAGAAUCAGCAGCCAAACAUAUGCCGCCUUUCUCCAGAUGGUCACUUUGGAUCAAAGUUUGUCACUGUUGUGGCUACAGGUGGUCCAGAUAACCAAGUCCACUUUGAGGGCUACCAGGUAUCCAACCAGUGCAUGGCUCUAGUACGUGACGAAUGUUUGUUGCCAUGCCGUGAUGCUCCUGAACUAGGCUAUGCAAAGGAAUCCAGCAGUGAACAAUAUGUGCCUGAUGUGUUCUAUAAGGGGAGAGACAAGUUUGGCAAUGAGAUCACUCAGCUAGCUCGCCCUCUUCCUGUUGAGUACCUUAUCAUAGAUAUUACUACCACGUUUCCUAAAGAUCCAGUUUAUACAUUUUCUAUUUCUCAAAAUCCAUUCCCUAUUGAGAACCGUGACGUGCUGGGAGAGACUCAGGACUUUCAUAGCCUGGCUACAUAUUUGUCCCAGAACACCUCCUCUGUGUUCCUUGACAUCAUCUCUGAUUUCCAUCUGCUCCUCUUUUUGGUCACCAAUGAAGUGAUGCCUUUAAGGGACAGCAUCAGCUUGUUGCUAGAUGCAGUAAGGACUCGAAAUGAGGAGCUUGCACAGACUUGGAAGAAAUCAGAACAAUGGGCCACCAUCGAACAACUUUGCAGUACAGUUGGUGUUCAACUGCCAGGACUCCAAGAGUAUGGUGCUGUGGGCGGUUCAGAACAUGCAACAACCUCCUCCAUGUGGGCCUGUCAGCACUGCACCUUCAUGAACCAGCCGGGCACAGAUCACUGCGAAAUGUGUAGCCUCCCACGCAGCUAGGCCUCGUCCGGCUUGGCAUUCAGGGCGGCCAUCACAGACCAACUGGCAAAAAUACAGAGGCAAACCCUUAAGCCGGGCAGGACUGUUCUUCCUCCUGGGAUGAUGCACCAUGAGGGGCGGGACAGAAUGGGCAAGUGGGGUGGUGACCCAUAUGGCGGGCCCACAGCGCCACCUAGGGGGCGGCAGCUUGCCCUUGGAACUGGCUAUUUCAGUGGGAGAAGACAACGCAGCCCUUCUGCCCAGUGCUGCAGCCUUGCCUUUUCUUUGCUCUCAGUAUUAUAGAAAGCCAGAGGCCAUGUUUCCCUUGAACUGAGGUCACCCAUGUGGCUCAUCAGCUCUGUGGGCACAUGGCGAAGUGGCCAUGCCCCCUGUUAGCUUGCAUGCCACAAGCUUUCCCCAGCCUUAAAAAGUCAGUGAGUAAGGCUAGGCAGCAGUAUUGAAGGGACACCUUGCUCCCCGAACACUAGCUUGCCUAAUAUUGUUCUCUUGACGUGCUUUGCAUUUAGUCCCAGAAUCACUGGGUUGGUGGUGCCUGAAUCACUGCAGUCCACCCUGUAAUUAUAGUUCCCAAAUUGAAUGACUUGCAAUGAAGAACAUGCCACGGCUUUAGAGCCUGAGACUAAGCCCCAAAGCACUUUGAUGCUUAAAAAAAAAAAAGAGUGUAAUUCUUCAUUGGGAAGGGGUGUUGGUGGUUGCCUGUGGACCCAUUUUUGUCCAGUCAUCCAUAAUGGAGCUAUGUCAGCUGCUGUUCCCUGGUGCUUCUCAUCUAGCAGGUGUGCAACAGAAAGGAGUAUUCUCAUCCAGAUAGGACGAAGGCAAACAAUUGGCUAUCCCAUCUGAAAGCAGAUGCCGUUUUGACCAAAAUCAUUUGGGCUGUGUCAUGGUUACGCAGGCAACAAUUCACAUGCCCCAGAUCUCCCAUGCCACCUUCCCUUUACCUUGAAAUUGUUUUCUGAAAUCAGCAACUAUGAGCAAGGAAAGCUUGCAAGUACCGUCCACAUACCUGUUAAAAAUCUGAAUAUAACCUCAGCAGGGCACAACUGAAUGGGGAAUUUGAAGCUUUGUCUUACCCUGUCACUGUCCAGGCACAAUGCAGCCAAAGCACCAGAAAUCCUCUCACCUCAAGAACGCGAAACAUACUGUCCGUUCAUGUAACCACAACUGAGCCAUGCUCUCAAGUUUCUUAUUUCUUUUGAAGUACCAAUUUCCCAACAGUAAAGAUAUCUGUUUUCAUGAUCCAAAUAUUUUCAGCAUCUCUGCCAGCAGUAUAAGGGCAAAUAUGGUUCCUCUUGCAGUAGUAUUUCUGCACAACUGAACUGUUAUCACCCAGGCAAAUCCAUCAACUUUAUUACAGAGAAAUCAUGGCAUGUUUGACCUCUGUUUGCUUGUGUGGACAGAAGGCAUUCUGCUUUAAACCUUCCCACGUUUGAUAUUUUUUAGAAGCUCAUUGCCACAGCAUGAUGUGCCUCCGCCCCAGCUCCCUGUUCUCAUUAUGGGCACGUAGGCCUGGCUCCCAGACAGCUGCCAUGAGGGAUGUGGUCGCUCUGCCUUCCAUGGCAAAAGUAUCUCGGGCUUGGAUGGUCAAGUGUUUGGAAACACUUCCUAAUUAUUGUUGACAGGACAUGUGACAUAGGUUUGCAUUUUGACUAGAUUUCCUGAGCUCACUGGGCUGUAGCCGCUCUUGCUAUUCCUCUUUAUCUGUGGGUUGCAGAGGUGUGUUGGGUUUGGACUGGAGUUAACUGAAUAACAGCCCUUCAAAUAAAAGUCUAUUAAAGCAUCUGAAAA